GAGCUGAAUGACCUGGCUCGUGACCCUCCGGCACAGUGCUCGGCAGGACCAGUGGGAGAUGACAGUAGGUGUCUUAGUCGUGUUGUCGUGGAACUGUUGAAGGCAGUGUUUCUUAAUCCUGGUCCCGAAGAACCAAAGGGGUGAAAUAUUUUAGUUUUUGCCCUGAUCAAAGGUGCGACGAGCGUUAAGAAACACUGGUUAAAGAUUAUAAUACCCAUUUAAUGUGCACUAACUCACUUUCUCUCCUUCCGUCAGUGUUUCACUGGCAAGCCACAAUCAUGGGACCUGUAAGUACAAGUCAUAUAUCCCACUUUAAUGGGAGAAUUUUCUAAAUUCUUGAAUUGCUAGUUUGAUGAAUGUAUUCCAUUUUCUGGAAGUAAAGGCUUUUGGAGUGAAAUGUGAUCAGUAGUAAUUACAGAUGGACUUUAAUGUGAUGCUCUUUCUCUCCUUUCAGAAUGACAGUCCAUAUCAGGGGGGUGUUUUCUUCUUGACCAUUCAUUUCCCUACAGACUAUCCUUUCAAACCCCCAAAGGUAAGGGGUCCAUGUCACCUCACAUAGGUUAGCAAAGGGGCUCGUUCCUAAAUCAGUGUCAAAUGGUUAGACUUACGGCCAUUUGUAUUGUUCUAGGCCGCAGCCUGGUGGUGCUGUAUGUAGUUGAUGUUAGGUAGCAGGAGGGCAUGAUUUACUGUAUUAACAUUUUGUUGAAUUCAUCUUUCCCUGUCUCUCCUCUCUCUCUCUCUCUCUCUCUCUCUCUGGUCUUCUGUUAGGUCCUCUCUCUGUCUUCUUUUCUCUGUUCUCUUCCCCUGUCCUCUCUCUCUCUCCUCUCUCUCUCUCUGUCCUCUCUCUUCUCUCUCUCCCCCUCUCUCUCUCUCUCUCUCUCCUCUCUCUCUCCUCUUCUCUCUCCUGUCUCUCUGUCUCUCUGUCUCUCUGUCUCUCUGUCUCUCUGUCUCUCUGUCUCUAUGUCUCCUCUCCCCCCUCUCUCCUCUCUCUCCCCCUCUCUCUCUCCCCCCUCCCCCUCUCUCUCCCCCCCCUCCUCUCUCUCUCUCUCCCCCCUCUCUCUCCCCCCCCCUCUCUCUCUCCCCCCUCUCUCUCUCCCCCCCCUCUCCCCCCUCUCCCCCCUCUCCUCCCCCCCCCUCUCCCCCUCCUUCUCUCUCCCCCUCUCUCUCUCUCCCCCCCUCUCUCCCUCCCUCCUCCUCUCUCUCUCUCCCUCUCUCUCUCUCUAUCCAGUUUAGCGUUUACCACAAGAAUUUACCACCCCCAAUAUAACAGUAACGGCAGUAUCUGUCUGGAUAUUCUCAGAUCACAGUGGUCUCCGGCGUUAACUAUUUCUAAAGGUGAGUUAGGACUACUCUGCGGCGGACAGAUCCACUAAAGGUGCAUUAUGGGGCAGUUUCCUGGACACGGAUUAAAGCCUAGUCCUGCACUAUAAAGUUAUUUCAAUGGAGAUUCUGGAGAUGUUUUCUAGAAUGAAUGUGCCCCCAGUGGAUAUACUGUAUAUCAGACAUUACUACAUCGCAUGGCCUUGAUGUCUGAGAGCGAGAGAGAGUAGUCUAUAGUGGGGAUCUAAUCCCAUGCCCCUGUUUCUAGUUACAUUACAGAGAAAUGGGUUGUAACUCUUGUAACGGUCUUCCUCUGCAGUUCUUCUCUCCAUCUGCUCCCUGUUAUGUGACCCCAACCCAGACGACCCUCUAGUGCCAGAGAUCGCGCGCAUCUAUAAAACAGAUAGUGACAAGUAAGUGUCCUUUGUACUGUCGCUGUCUGUUGGAAAUGCACCCGUCUCAUUUUAUACAGCAGGUGUCCUGGAAGGGCACACUUUAUCUUUCAUAUUUUCGUUCUGUAUAACCCAGUGAAAAUACUUAUUUUCAACCAGUUUUGGUCACUGGGAAAGUGAUAUGCAUUAUAACAUGUUCCUGUCUGCGUUGUUGGUUACCUUUACACACAAUCAUGGUCUAUAGCAGAGACGAAGCAGAAUAAUGCCCAGUGUCUCUCUCGAAGCAGAAUAAUGCCCAGUGUCUCUCUCGAAGCAGAAUAAUGCCCAGUGUCUCUCUCGAAGCAGAAUAAUGCCCAGUGUCUCUCUCGAAGCAGAGUAAUGCCCAGUGUCUCUCUCGAAGCAGAGUAAUGCCCAGUGUCUCUCUCGAAGCAGAGUAAUGCCCAGUGUCUCUCUCGAAGCAGAAGAAUGCCCAGUGUCUCUCUCGAAGCAGAAUAAUGCCCAGUGUCUCUCUCGAAGCAGAAUAAUGCCCAGUGUCUAUCAAAGCAGAGAGAAAGAUGUGUGAGGGUGGGGUGUGAGGGAGAGAAAGAUGUGUGAUGGUGUGGUGUGAGUACACCUGUUCUGUCUCCAUCUAGAUGGUAGCGGGGUGAACAGGCUGUGGCUCGGUUGGCUGAGGCCCUUUGAUCUUUUUGGCCUUCCUGUGAUACCGGGUGCUGUAGAUGUCUUGGAGGGCAGGUAGUGUGCCCCCGAUGAUGCGUUGUGCUGACCUCACCACCCUCUGGAGAGGCCUGCGGUUGUGGACGUUGCAGUACCAGGCGGUGAUACAGUCCGACAGGAUGUUCUCAAUGAUUCAUCUGUAGAAGUUUGUGAGGGUCUUAGGGGCCAAGCCGAAAUUCUUCAGCCUCCUGAGGUUGAAGAGGCUCUGUUGCGCCUUCUUCACCACGCUGUCUGUGUGGGGUGGGCCGUUUCAGAUUGUCAGUGAUGUGCAUGCCGAGGAACUUGAACUUGCAACUCAAUAGUAGGAAGGUGUUCCUAAUGUUUCGUAUACUCAGUGUAGAAUGGACGGAGAACCCCACUGGCUGAAUGGACGGGGGCAGUAUGGUUUGUGCCAGAAGGUGGAGAGGAGGUUGUUGUUUGGUGUUUAUGGCAGCAUGUUGUCUGGUCUCGCUGGAUUCUCCAGAAGCUUCCGCAUCACUCAGCCCACAGCUGUCUACCACAGUCUU
This is a messenger RNA of Coregonus sp. 'balchen', 2932 nucleotides long. The record is from the annotation of a GenBank genome assembly. Lineage: Eukaryota; Metazoa; Chordata; Actinopteri; Salmoniformes; Salmonidae.